Molecule: messenger RNA, 324 nt
Organism: Lachancea lanzarotensis
Lineage: Eukaryota; Fungi; Ascomycota; Saccharomycetes; Saccharomycetales; Saccharomycetaceae
Gene: SPG4
Product: LALA0S08e05798g1_1
Exons: 1
Coding region: 1-324 (107 amino acids)
Source: RefSeq, a predicted model, not a curated record
AUGGGAGGAAUAUUCGAAGCUUUCGAAGUCUACAACAAGAACAAACACUCUUCAAACCGCAUGUUCGGAGGAGCGUCCAAUACGGGCGGAACAAAGACAGAUUACGUGUAUUCCAGCGAAUACCGGGCGCCAAAAAACAAGAAACUGGACAAGAACGAGCUUCUAGGCACUUCUACUGAAAACCCUCAGCUUGAGGCAAAAGCGUUACAGGAGGCUGUAGGAGCGCCCCACAUGGUGGAUGUGUCGAAACUGUCGCAAGGCGAAUUGAACGAUUUGAUGAAGACGCUACGCAAGGGUGAGCCCAACAACCGGGUGAACUUUUGA